UAUUUGAUAAUGGGAAUAAAAUUUGUAAGUUAAAGUUCUUGUUCUUUUUAUUUAUUUUAUAUUAUCACAAUCCAAUAUUUUUUUAAUUAUAGAUGUAGUUAAUCAAUCAUAUUGCUUAGCUUUAGCAAUGGAGUGUCGAUUAUAUAAACUAAUAACUUUUGAUAUAACUGGAACCAUUUUUAAAUAUAGAACCUCACCAGCUGAAGAGUAUUGGACCGUGCUAUUGAAACAUGGUGUUCAAGUAAAAAAGCCUAUUAUAAAAGAUUUGAUUAAUAAGAAUAUGUAUGAAAUGACUAAAAAGCAUCCUAAUUUUGGACUUAAAACUGGUCUUGGUUGGGAGAAUUAUUGGAAAAGUUUUGCUCACAAUGUUAUAAGUGAUACUCUCUGUAAGCAAAACAUUUUUAUUCACAAUAAAAAACUUACUAAUAUUAUUGAUGAUCUUAUGCAAACUUAUAGUACAGGUGAUACAUUUGUUUUACAAAAUGGAGUUAUUAGUUUAUUACAAUAUUUAAAAAGUAAACAAAUACCUUUGGGAAUAAUUUCAAAUUAUGAUCCUAGAAUUAAAGAUAUUAUUAAAAACCAUAGGCUUGAAAAUUAUUUUUCAUUUAUAUUGUCUUCUUAUGAAGUUGGUUUUGCAAAACCAUCAGUAGAAAUAUUUCAAAAAGCAGAAUCAUUUGUAAAGGAUUACUCAGAUAAAAAAUUAUUUUUACAUGUAGGUGAUUCAUAUACUUUAGACUAUGUAGCAGCCAAAAAUGCAGGCUGGUCUGCAUUUUUAGUACAUACUGAUAAGCAGAACAUAACUCAACAGAAUCCUGAAUUAGAUAAUUUUAUAUUUGAUGAUUUUACAGCAUUGAAGAGGUUUUUUACAUCUACUAACUCUGUAUGCCAUCAAUAAAAAUGAGAGGAUAAUUAAAAUCUAUUUAAUCAAAAUGAAUUGGAAAAUGUUCAUUUAAAUAUAAUAUCCAUACUCCUUAAUGCAGAUAAGACUUUUAGUAUCUAUAAACUUAGUUAAAAAUAGGAUAAAUAAUUGACCCAGGAGGUUCACGGCUUUAAUAACAUUAAAAUUUUAUUUAAAAAUACAUUUGUGUUUGUAAAUUGUACAAUUUUGAUUCUUAAAAAUUGAAAGAAUAUGUAUUUAAUUUAACUUUUUGCUUUUUCUUAAUGUAAUAAGGUCGUUCAAUUAAUUUAACAAAUUAAAUACUUGAAAUAAAUAAAAUCAAAGUUUCUGAUCUUC
Daktulosphaira vitifoliae (grape phylloxera) is the source of this 1234-nucleotide messenger RNA. RefSeq names its product rhythmically expressed gene 2 protein-like. The coding region runs from base 128 to 895 and encodes 255 amino acids. The transcript has a single exon. NCBI's taxonomy places the organism in Eukaryota, Metazoa, Arthropoda, Insecta, Hemiptera, Phylloxeridae. The record is from RefSeq and is a predicted model, not a curated record.